Messenger RNA from Aegilops tauschii subsp. strangulata, 837 nucleotides. Lineage: Eukaryota; Viridiplantae; Streptophyta; Magnoliopsida; Poales; Poaceae. The record is from RefSeq and is a predicted model, not a curated record.
AUGGUCGCUAUAGAAGAGCAUUUUGUUGAUGCAAGCAGUGGCCCUAGCACACAUGACAAGAACACUAGGAAGAAGAGGAUGGCCAAAGUUCCAGCCAUAAAAAAUACCAAGGCAAAGAAGCAAAAGGUCGACAAGGCUGCAGAAAUGUAUGAGAGGACACCUUUCAUCAAGCUAGGUGGAUUUUUCAUUGGAUACAAGAAAUUCCUUGUAUGCUUCAAGCCUCGUGGGGAUAUGAAUGAUGAGAUUAUGUCACUAUGUAUUGAGAUGAACAACCUCGCAUCCCGUGCAGCAAAAGAAAGGGAUUUGAGGAAAUACAUUUUCUCAGUCCACGCGGGGGACCCAUCAACUUUCCAACCAGCAAAACUCAUGGCUGAGCUCGAAAGGGCUAUGAAAAUGUUCAAGGUUCAAAAGUUUGACCUCCUCUUUUUCACAAUUGUUCAUGAUCGCCAUUGGAUAGUUGUUUGCGCAAACUUGCUUCACAAGCAGUGGAAUGUAUUUGACUCAAUCCAUUCAAAAGGAAAACAAUCUCCUUUGAAGAAGCAAGCCAAUAACCUGAUCACAAACUUUGCAACCCUCGCACAAGAGUGCAGCGAAUUCAAUGUCAAUGUUGGAUCCUUCGCCCAUGUUGACCUAGAGGAUUACCCAAAGCAAGAUACCCUAUGUGAUUGUGGCUUUUUUGGGCUCAAAUAUGUGGAGAACUAUGAUGGGAAGUCAAUCAGAGAGUUCAAGCAGGAGGACAUGGCGCGAUACCGCAUGGAUGUGGCAUACAACCUUUUCAGUCACCCAAUGAACAAUGCCCCAAAGGAGCGGGCGUUCAAGGAUGAGUUGGCGGCUUGA